This is a messenger RNA of Myiozetetes cayanensis, 5387 nucleotides long. It is a transcript of the gene UVSSA, whose product is annotated as UV stimulated scaffold protein A. Bases 130 to 2358 code for a protein of 742 amino acids. The transcript is spliced from 13 exons. Gene Ontology annotation, cellular component: chromosome. Gene Ontology annotation, molecular function: RNA polymerase II complex binding. The record is from RefSeq and is a predicted model, not a curated record. Gene Ontology annotation, biological process: transcription-coupled nucleotide-excision repair; response to UV. NCBI's taxonomy places the organism in Eukaryota, Metazoa, Chordata, Aves, Passeriformes, Tyrannidae.
UGGCGCCGCCCAGACGCGGCCGGGCCCGCGGGCGCUGCCGCAGCUCGGCCGGGGCUCUCCCGGGCUGAGGAAGGUCCCGCCCGGCGGGGCGAGUGUCUCGGCAGCUCCACUGCCUCGCUGCCGGCCGACAUGGACCAGCGCCUGGCCGAGCUGGUGGAGGAGCUCACCACCUCCGGGGAGCCGCGGCUGGAGCCGGGCAGGAUGAAGGAGCUGAAGAAGAUCUGCAAGUCGUCGGAGGAGCACAUCAGCCACGCCUUCCACCUGCUGGUGACGCGGCUGCAGGAGGAGCACGCCGAGAUGCGCUUCUCCGCCUUCCAGGUGGUGCAGGAGCUCUUCGCCAGGUCCCACCACUUCAGGACGCUGCUCAUCGCCAACUUCCAGGAGUUCCUGGAGCUCACGGUGGGCAUAGACCACGAGCAGCCCCUUCCCCCGCCCAAGGAGGUGGCGCAGAAGCUGAGGAAAGCGGCCAUCAGGGCGGUGCAGGACUGGCACGAGAAGUACGGGGAGGCUUACAAGCAGCUUUCCCUGGGAUACCACUUCCUAAAGCGGAAUAAGAAGGUGGAUUUUCAAGAUGUGCACGCCAGAACCGUGGCUGAAAGGAGGAGGGAGGAGGAGAGGCAAAAACGGCUGGAUAACGUUUACAAAGAAAAAGUCAAAAGAACUGAAAAAGAAAUGGAAGAAAUGUCCCAGGAGAUUGCUGAUACACUGACAGAGAUGGAAAACUGUUUCCAGCUUCUGAUGCCAGAUCCUUUCAACUUCGCUGUGAACGACACGGAACUGGAACCCAGCAAACAAAUGUCUGCAUCCCCGUCCUCCUCCCGGGGGGAAGCUGACCAGUCCUGUUUUGGGUACAUGGAUGAUGAGCAGCCAUGCUGCAGCAAGGACAUUCUCCCUGUUUCUCAGUGUGUCAGAACUGAUGGAAACAAAGAGUUGGAUGAGAAACAGGAGGAGCCUGAGCACAAAGAGUUGGAUGGAGGCACACGCUCGGAGGUUCAGUCCAGUGACCCUGCUCUUGAUGAUGAUGAUUACCAGACUUUUGUUAGGAACCACGGGCUUAUUUCACAUAAGUACACUCUAGACCUUGAAAUCUCCACAGAUAUAAAAGUGCAAGAGAAUGAAGAUAACACUGCCAUCAUAAACAGUGUCAUGGACGCUCACAAACUUCUCAGAAACAAAUUCUGGCCUUCUAUACAGUCCUGGAUUCAGUUACUCACCAGAGCAGGAAUCAAUGAUGAUCGGCUAAGAUGUGCCAUUGAACUCAAGAAUAAACUGGAGGCUGCUAUGAAGAAGUACAAGGAAAUGAACAUUUCCUUCAAAGCAAGAAAAAGAAAAGUGAUGAAAGCCUUGGAUGAUGAUGAUGAGGAGGACGAGGAGGAUGAAGAUGACUUUGUGGAGGUCCCCGAGAAGGAAGGUUAUGAGCCCCACAUUCCAGACCACCUGCGUAAGGAAUAUGGGCUGGAGCCUGAGGCACCUCCAAAAGCUCCAGUGGGGAAGACAUCAACGGGACCAGCUCCACCGAGCUCCCGAGCGCAGCUGAAAGGGAAUGAAGAUGAACUUGAUCCAACCUGUGCAGCUGCCACGCUGAAACUUAUUAGGGACAAACUGCCAAAGCUACCACCUCCUCACACCAGUGAAUCUGCAACUCCUGAGGCAGCAGCCUUGGAGGAUCCUGAUGGUAAGAGAAGAAAACUAGAGGAAGAAAGAGCUAAAGCUCCCCUCAUGCCUUUUGGAUUAGAUCUUCACUACUGGGGAGAGGAUCAGCCAAGUGCUGGGAAGAUUCUCAAAUUUACAUCUGAGCAUCGAUUUUGGGCACCCAGUGAAGUAGAGGAAGAGGUGGAAAAUAAAGAAAUAACGGAAAUGUUAAAAACUAGAUAUAUAACAUUCGCUGGCAAGUUUGAGCCGGUGAAACACAAGUGUCGGGCACCAAUGCCUGAUGGGAGUCUGUGUGAAAGGCAAGAUCGGAUUAAGUGCCCUUUCCAUGGAAAGAUAAUUCCUCGGGAUGACUCUGGGGUUCCUGUGAACGCAGAGGACAGAGCCAGAGAAGAAAAGAUGAGGUUUGAGAAGCAAGCAGCCCAGCCAGAGUGGAGAGAUCCAGAAUUCAUGAGGGAAGUUGAAGCUGCUACAGGACUGGAUCUUGGUUCCUCUAAAAAUAAUGGAAAAGGACAGAAGAAGCAAGGGAAGAAGAAAAAAUACCCAAAUCUGACAGACCUGAAGCAACAGGCGAACACUUCUCGGUCCCGGCUUGAGAAGAAAGUCUUCAAUAAAGGUGCCAUGAAACGGGUCGUGAAAGCCAUGAACCGGGUGGACCAAAGGAAGCACGAGAAGUUUGCCAACCAGUUUAAUUAUGCACUGAAUUAAAUUGUUGAUCAUCUUUGCUCUUGAGUGCAACUGCAAAAAAACCUUGAUCAAAGAUAUUUGUAUUUAUACUAAAAUACUGUGCAAGGCACAUUUUCACAGGGGUCGUUCUGAAAUUGUUUGCAAUUUUAACUUAUUUGAUAAUGAACAUUAAUUUUGGCCAAGAUGGGAUGGUAUGGAAUGGAAUGCAUUCAACAAGUUGAUAAUUAUUUGAACUGUACAUGAAAUAGAGAUGUUUUGUGACUUGUACAUUCUCUGGGUAAAAUUUUCAGAUUUUGGGGUUUGGUUUUUUUUCCUUCCUACGGGACUCCUGUAAUUUAUACUUCCUUUUGCCAGCAUAUGUGUUUAAUUUGCCUCCACUUUCAUGCCUCCAGGAAAAAAAAAAACAAAAUACUUAAAACCAGUUAGAUUUCUACCACAGAUGGCAAUGCACAGAGUGUUUGCUCAACCUGCUCUUCUAGAUUAUGUGCCACAGCAAGCAGCACAGUGGUUCCUGCAGUACCUCUAAAAACCUCUUGUGUACACACUGAAAAAAUCCAAAUGUCUUGCAGCUCAUUUCAAACUGAAAUCCAGGAGCUAAUUCAAACGUGGUGGCUGUGGCACAAAGGGAAGAGCUGAAGUGACAAGGUCAUCCUGGGCUGCUUCUUGUCUUCCCAGGGUCACGUCCCGGUAUCUUUCAGAACCACUCCUGGAAGGCAUGUUGUGAAAGUCUGUAGAAAUACGCAGAAUGUGCUCCAGUUUACCUGCUAUCAACAAAGCAUGAAGUGAAAGUGUGAAGUUUAAAAAGGCAGCGGGAUCCAGUGUGGAUUGUAGUUCUUGGCUGGGUCCUUAACCAGAACUGCCAAACUUGCUUUGCUGCCUCUAGUUGUGUCUUAAGGAGAACGAAUGAAACACUGACCAGCUGUGCUCUUGCAAGAUUUCACACAGCUUUGUGGGGGAAGGAAAUCCAGAGAACCAGAGGGACAAUGUUUGAAAAUCAAUUUCAAAGUGAACUGCAAGUUCUCAAUGAAAUACUGAAUACAAAAUGGAAUGGGUUCUGUAGCUCUGUCUUAGUCACUCACCUGUUGGAGGUGUUUCUUCAUGCAGAUUAUAAGAAUUAAAAAUGAGAAAAAUUUAACAACUCAAUGUAGUUUCUAGCCACCUCAGACAGAAGCUAAUUUACAGUUCUGCCAAAUACCUUCUGACUUGCACAGGUAUUGCUUAUAAAGCAAUUAAUGCUGAAUCUUGGUAGUUUAUCUUGCAAAAGCUCUGCAGUUUGGAAGACAUUUUGUUCUUUAGCACAGGUUGAUGUACUUCUGAACUACUGAAAAUAAUAAAAAGCCAGAAUUUCAAAUAUUAUUUACUGCACUGGAAAGCAAAGCCACUUCUGUUAUGAAUCUUGCUAAUGCAGCAGUGAAGACUUCAGGUGAAAAUGUAAGCAAGGACAAACCAAGUUCAUCAUCAAGUCAGUUGAAUCACCUUCUGAAUUGAUUUGAUUUCUUAUUAAGAAGAAAGUCACACAGGAAAAAAAAGACCACACAAAACCACCACCAACAAAAUCCCACACAUUUGAAUGUAAUCUUGGUCAUUGGAUGCUUGGAUCCCCAGACAGUCCAAAAGAAACUGUCACUUGGUGAUUAACAUUCCAAAGAGCCACAGGGGUCAUUGUGCCACUAUUCCAGAGAUUCUCAAGCCUGCACAGGCUGAAGGUGUUCAAUUAUAAAUUCUGUUUUCUCUGCUCCCUGCGACAAGAGUGGGGAAUUUGUAUUUUGUAGUGACACUUAACCCUUCUUUGCAGGUUCAGGCAACAAAUGUCAGCACUAGAAAGUUGCCAGCAAACAGUAGAUGCACUUUAACCCAUGGAGUUCCCAUUUUGGGCCUUUCAUAAAAAGCCCAGGGACUGAGAUUGGAAACAAGUGGUAGAAGUCUGAGAGGGGGAAAAAAAAAAGAAGUAAUGCUGCAUUAUGAGCAACCUGGCCAAGUGGAAGGUGUCCCUGCCCACGUCAUGGGGGUUGGAACGAGAUGAUCUUUAAAGUCCCUUCCAACCCAAAUCAUUCUGUGAUUUUGUGAUGCUACUCAGUCAUGUCAGUUCUAGAAUUGUGAGCUAAAACUUCCUCUCUGGAGUCAAUUGUCCAAUCUGCCAGUUAAACCUGUUCCUGUCAUGUCACUCUGUGCUUUCCACCUUUCCUUAUUAGAAGCACACAUGCCCAAAGGAAAGGUGUUUUCCUCGAGUGCCUCUUCCAUGCAGAAGGACAAUUUGCAGAAUUAAGGUUUCCUUGCAAGUGACUCAGACACAGGUACCUGGACUUUGGGCCAGGUUGAUGGCCAGCAAUGGCUUUUUUUAAAGCUUUUCUUUUCCUGCCUUUUUGUUUGUUUGUUUGUGUGUUGUUGUUGUUGUUGUUGUGAGAACUUCCCUUGUCAGGUAGGGAAUAUACUCAGUUGGAUACAAACUUUUUUCUCCCUCUUUCUGCCUUGAAGCAAGACAAACCACUGACCCUUCAUAGGAGAAUGUGUUGAUCACACAUCCCCUGUAGCACUGCCUUUUCCUUAGCCUGGCCUCUUACCAACAGGUAUCUUCCCCUGAUCUGGUGUUUGACAAACCCUUCCCCUCCUGUGUUAAUUAUUGCCUCUUUUAAUCCAGUUAUUUGUCUACAAGAGCAACUCAGCACACACAACAGGUCUUGAAUUUGUCACUUAAGCAUUCUCAUUUAAACUGGUCAGACACAAUUCACAGGGUUUGGGGGACCUUUCUCCUCUUCCUGGGUGUAGCUGGAGGGAAAAAAAAAGGCAUCAAUCUCCAAAGAUCCAGUUUACCUUCACUAAAUAGAAAUCCUUUUAAGUUCGAAACAGAGCAAUCUACUUUUUAGAUACAUGACACUUCUUGUGUGUCACUUUACUUAACAGCAGUUUACAGAUUUGAGGUCUCUGGGCUCUCUAGUUCUGCAAAUGUCUUAAUUGCUCAACUGAUUGUGCAGCAUUUCUGCUGGGACUUUCUAAUCCUGUGCUCAGGACUUCUGGGGAAAAAAAAAUAAAUGCAAGUUUCAUUCACAUAA